ACCAUCUUUCUGGACAAUACAUUGCCGAGAGAAAUACGCCUUCUCGCCAUAAUCCAGCUGAAGAAUGGCAUCGACCGCUUCUGGCGACACCACACCCUCAAGAAUGCGAUCCAGCCCGCCGAGAAGCACAUUAUACGGUCGAACCUGUUCCAAGGCACCGUCGGAGAGAAGGACAAACAACUGGCACUGCACAAUGCCCUGGUCGUAGCGAAGAUCGUCCGUAUCGACUUCCCGCAGGAGUGGUCUAGUUCGCUAUCGGAUGUCAUCGGCCUGCUCAGAACAACUAAGGACGGCGACCAGCAGCACCUAGCCGGCGGACUCCUGAUUCUUCUGCGCAUAGUCAAGGAACUCGGCACUGCACGUCUGCGCAAGUCGCAAACUGCAUUACAGACUGUCACACCCGAACUCGUCUACAUCCUCGCUGAAAUCUACGAUGCCAAAACGACUGCCUGGAUAUCAUUUUUGACCAACCAUCAAGGGGAAGCAGACGAUGCCAACCUGGCCAUGGAUAACAGCCUCGUAGCCCUCAAGAUUCUUCGCCGGCUCCUACUGGUAGGAUUCGAGUGUCCUCACAGAGACAAGACGGUCCAACAAGUCUGGACCUUCUCACAGACACACUUUGCGCAGUUCCUUGGUUUCAUAAGUCAGGAUUCCUCUAUUUCAGCAUCCUACCUCGAUAUUGUAGGGAAGCAUCUCCUACAGUUCACCAAGUUGCACAUCGACAUGGCUGACACGCAUCCUGCGAGUUUUGCCGCUCUUCCUAACUCACUCGAUCUCGCCCGUGCAUACUGGGACUUGGUCGCAAAUUUCGCCGAGAUAUAUGACAAGUCGGGCGGUAUCCGGCAAGGAUCAAGUGGUGAAACAAAGCCCAAGGUCGAGGGUCCAGUCCAGGAGAGACUUGCCUUGAAAGGCUUGCUAUUGAUAAGAACUUGCCUAAAGAUGGCAUACCGCCCAAGACAGUCAAUCAGGUAUCGUUCCAAAGUAGACAAUCAAGAGAAGCAUCAGGCUAUUAGCCUGGUCAAGACAGAUCUCUUCACGGACGAGCUCGUAAUUCAGAUGGCACGCGUCAUUAUUACGCAUCUUUUCAACUUCCGGAAGGCCGACUUGGAUGCUUGGGAAGAGGACCCGCAAGAAUGGGAGCAGCAAGAAGAGAGCCAGGGCAACGCCUACGAGUGGGAGGUUCGACCGUGCGCCCAGAAGCUCUUCCUCGACCUCCUUACAUACCAUAAGGACCUCCUUCUGCAACCUCUCCUGUCCUACUUCGCAACGGCUCAGAACCCCCAAGCAGACGUGGUUACUAAGGAGGCAGUAUAUACCGCCAUGGGCUUGGCCGCGCCCAUCGUGGAACAAGAAUUCGAUUUCGAGGCUGUCCUUGAGUCAACAAUUGUCUCCGAUGCGCAGCAGACCGUUACUUUGUGUCAGGUCCUCAGAAGACGCAUCGCUAUUCUGCUUAGCGAGUGGGCGACCGUCAAGUCGACGGUGGAAUUCCGUCAGAUGACUUAUGAGAUCUUCCGACACUUCCUCAACCCCAACGAUCCAUCCAAUGACAUUGUCGUCAGAAUUACUGCUGCGAGACAGUUGAAAGCUGUCGUUGAUGAAUUCGGCUUCGAUGGGGAACAAUUUCUCCCGUUCGCCCCCGACAUACUGACGGAGCUCAUCAGUUUAUUGAAGAUGGUAGAAGUUGACGAGACCAAGUUGGCGAUUCUAGAGACUACGAGAAGUCUCAUCCAACGCAUGGAAACCCAUGUGUCUCAAUUUGGUGACUUGGUAAUGAGCGCUUUGCCUGCCAUUUGGGAGUCGGCGGGCGAAUUGGGCGUCAUGAUGAAACAAGCGGUCCUGACAAUCAUGCAGACAUUGGUCAUGUCGAUGAAAGAGGAUUCUCAACGGUAUCACAACGUGAUGCUACCUCUGAUCAAUGAGGCAACUCAGAAGGACACCGAACUGUACCUAUACCUCGUAGAGGAAGCACUGGACUUAUGGACGAACAUCCUAAUGCAGUGCCCUCCCCCGUUGUCUCUAGAGUUGCUUACCCUUGCCGAGACCGCCAUUACGGAGCUCUCCGAACAAAACGAACAUGCCUUCGCGUACAUGUCCAUCGUGGGCUCCUACAUAACUUUGGCACCCGGUGCGGUUCUCGAAGAUCGACUGAGACGCCCCAUUAUCACUGCUCUCGCUGCGACCAUGAGCUCUCGGAAUCGCGACCAUGUUGGCGUGGCAACGAAAUACAUCGAGGUAUUCAUUCGCUUGUCGCACGACCUUGGUGGCAUGCCUGGUCUGCACCUGGUAGUUCGGGACAUGAUGGAAACCGGCUUUCUGACUAGGAUCUUCGAGGGCAUACAUGAUGCUUACGAGGCUCAUCAGACGACAGGACCUAAGAAGAAGCACAGUCUUGUGGGUCCACUCAGCUUGACAGACUAUUUCGCAAUCCUUUCUCGCAUUGCGAUCCUUGACCCUUCAGCCUUUGUCGAGGUGCUUGCAUCAUUGGGUCCAAUAGAAGCCGUCUGGAAUUGGCUCAGCGCGGAGUGGUUCGCGAGCUUCGACAGCCUAUGUGAUUUGAACCGGCAAAAGCUGAACCUACUCGCCCUCACACGCCUUCUCGAGCUGCCCCCACCACUGCAACAUCUUGUUCUGUCAAAACUACAAGACUUUUUCUCGAUGUGGACGGGCGCUCUGGUUCAGAUCCUGAACGACGAUGACGAUCCCGGCAAUGACAUGCUGGUCAACCAGCCGGUAGAAACUAGCGAGUGGGACACACCCAAAGACGUGAGGGAUCGCGCUGUAUGGGCAUCAGAUCCGGUCAAGACCGUUCAAUCACUUCUCUUUGUAAAAGAGAGACUGAACAGUCUGGUGCAGAGUGUUGGCGGCGAGCGUGCGUUUCAGGAGAACUGGGCUGUCAACGUCGACAAGGAGAUACUAACUGGCUUCCAAGCGCUGGGUCAACGACGUUCCGCCGAGGAGCGCCAUAAGCCCUGGGCCGAAAUAGCCGAAAUAAAACCAUAG
Molecule: messenger RNA, 3000 nt
Organism: Anthostomella pinea
Lineage: Eukaryota; Fungi; Ascomycota; Sordariomycetes; Xylariales; Xylariaceae
Source: the annotation of a GenBank genome assembly